AUGUCUACUACAACUAACCUACACCCCCCCUCCUCCCAUGCUCUUCCGCAGACCCCUCUCACUCCGACAACAAGACAUAUGGUCCUUUGGAUCCACGAUCCGGAUGGCUCACCUACUCUUUCUAAACGUGAGGCAGUCUUAAAUUAUGAUCUCUUUCCUCCUCAUGUUGCGAGACCUGGAGACAUAGCCGAAGUAAAAUUGAUGUCUUCGUCGUCCACCGGAAACGUAUCUGAUGACAGUAUAGCAGUGGGUGGAGGAGCUAUGGAGAGGAAGAAGAGCUAUACCAAUUCAAUGAUGGAAGAGGAGGGUACUGGGGUUGGUGGAAGGGCAGGGGGAGUUGGAGGGAGUACCAAGGUGGAGAAGAAAUUUUUGUUUGUGAUACGGGAAUUGGAGCCCGAGCAACGCGCGAAACCGAACCUACAGAUCUCGCUGGCUCGGCAUGUCGCUGAUUUAUUCGGGUUUCACUCAAGGGCUACUGUUACUGUCACGAUUAUCGAUAAAAAUCUUCAUGAAGCUUCGCAUGUUGAAAUUUACUUCCGAGACCAAUAUAUCUCCCGCAGUGAUAUGUGGCGCAUGGCUACCACAUUAUUGACAGACACCUGCCCCUACAAUUCACAAAAGCUCCUCUUCAUCUCCUCAAUUCGGGGAAGUGUUGGGAACAUCUGGGUACGUGGGCGGAAGGUCCAAUCCGCAUACUUUUCACCACGAACUGUUCCAAUAUUUCGCUCAGAGUCGGCCCGCUACGUCCUUUUCAUUCAGAUGAGCCGGGAGAUGUGGCACUUUGACACCGACGAUGGUGGAGAUGGCGAUCAGGGCGAAGGGGGUGGAGGAGGGGUGGGUGGCGAAAUAGUCUUCAACAAGCUUAUCAACGGAUUCUUGCCUGAGCUAUUCAAACGGUGGAAAAGAAUUAAUGCGCACCAUCUGGUAUCUAUAGUUUUGUUCACAAGAGUAGUUUAUGAACAUGGAGAACCAGUGGGAAUCCUGAAUAGGGAUGGGAAAGAAAGCGAAGAAUUUCUAGGAACUCCUGGGGGGAUAAGCAUCGGCGAGGGGAGACGCUAUAGAGAUUUCUAUCGCGUUGUGGUCUCCUCCAUGGCGAGCUCCGAUUGGACCAUUAUCCUUCACCGACUGAAGAAAGAAUUCUCAGUCUUCCUCCGGGAUAUCCUCCUCUCAACCCUCGCCUCGGAUCCCCCCACACAAAUCUGUUCCUAG
This is a messenger RNA of Tuber melanosporum (Perigord truffle), 1209 nucleotides long. RefSeq lists its product as uncharacterized. Lineage: Eukaryota; Fungi; Ascomycota; Pezizomycetes; Pezizales; Tuberaceae. Gene Ontology annotation, biological process: negative regulation of TORC1 signaling; positive regulation of autophagy. Bases 1 to 1209 code for a protein of 402 amino acids. Gene Ontology annotation, molecular function: GTPase activator activity. The record is from RefSeq and is a predicted model, not a curated record. The transcript has 4 exons. Gene Ontology annotation, cellular component: GATOR1 complex.